This is a messenger RNA of Pecten maximus, 1859 nucleotides long. RefSeq lists its product as uncharacterized. Gene Ontology annotation, biological process: DNA integration. Lineage: Eukaryota; Metazoa; Mollusca; Bivalvia; Pectinida; Pectinidae. Bases 214 to 1542 code for a protein of 442 amino acids. Gene Ontology annotation, molecular function: nucleic acid binding. The transcript has 4 exons. The record is from RefSeq and is a predicted model, not a curated record.
AUCACAUAAUGGCAAAAACUUUUUCACUUAAGUGCAAAAACCACAUAAUGCAAAAAAACGUUUUUUGCCAUUAUGUAGUAAUCUUUUUACAUUAUGUACCUUCGCACAUAAGUACGAAAAAUUUCUUCGUAUCCCUCACUUCAAAAUGGAUUGUUCCAGUAAUACUGGAACUCUUUUGCACUAAACACCACAAAUGUUGUUCCUUGUCUGCGCAUGUGCAACCUCAUUGAUGUUGAAAAAAUGGCGGCAGAUCAGGUAGAUGAUGUUUUGCAAGCGAUUUCGCGCAAUAUUGUCACGGUAUCGAGACAAUUGACACAGGAAAAUCCAAACAGACUUCAACUCCGUAACGUUCUUCAAGGAUCUAAAGCAAAUUUUGGGCGUAUCUCAACAUUUUUGUCGGGAAACCAUGCGGCCAACAUACAACAGUCGUUGGACGAAUUGCUUCAGCUAAUUGAAAGGACAAUCCCCACGAACGCAGCAGCAUCCUCUGCGGACAAUCCUGACCACUACGACUUAGACGGUGCACUUGAACAUGCUAGAAAUCGAAUGCGUAGUCGAGGUCGGCCUUCGUUCGACAUAAACAUUGAGGAUAUAAAGGCGGGGCUGCAAAGUGGGUUUACAGCAAAGGAUAUUGGUAAGCAGCUAGGAUGUUCAGCAGACACAGUUUACAAGAAAAUGAAGGCAGCAGGCUUGAGCGUUCGAGGGGAAAAGUAUGCUGCACUGGAUGACCAAUUGCUUGACCAAUAUGUUGCGGAAAUCCAUCAUGAUCAUCCCAAGGCUGGGAACGAGAUGGUGAGUGGAUACCUGAAGGCCAGAGGUUUUCAAGUACAGAGGCAGCGAGUACGAGAAUCACUUACUCGAGUAGAUCCUCCUGCAGCAGCACAGCGAUGGAGCUAUGCCAUUUCAAGAAGAACGUAUAGAGUACCUGUGCCUAACAGCCUGUGGCACAUGGAUGGUCAUAUGCGACUUAUAAGAUGGGGCAUGGUUACUCAUGGCUGUAUUGACGGCUAUUCAAGAUUGGUGACAUUUUUAAGAUGUAGUACCAACAACAGGUCGUCAACAGUGUUGGACCUCUUUGUAUCAGCUGUUAUGAAGUAUGGCUUACCAUCACGUGUCAGGUCUGAUCAUGGUGGAGAAAACGUGCAGGUAGCCCUUUUCAUGAACUUGGUUAGGGAUAGCUCAUCAAGGAAUAACCACAUCACAGGCAGGUCCGUACACAACCAAAGGAUCGAACGAUUGUGGAGGGAUGUUCAGACAGAAGUUGGGGAUAGUUUUUACCAGCUAUUCCACGAUAUGGAAGACAGAGGAAUUCUGGAUCCUUCUAAUGAUUGCCAUCUCUGUGCACUACAGCUUGUGUUUGUGCCAGAGGUCAACAGACAGCUUCAGAACUUCAGGGAGGCUUGGAAUAAGCACAGAGUCCGGACAGAGUCUAGAAGGACUCCGGAACAGUUGUGGACACUUGGAAUGCUUGGUGACACUGAUGGUCAUACAGCUGUCAGAGAAAAUGCAGAAUCCAGACUCUUUGCAAGAUCUAGAGAGUAAACUACAGUCCUUUGGGCUCUCUAGUGAGGAUGUAGUGAUGGACAUUGAAGAAGAGAGAGUCAUUGUGCCAGCUGCACUUCAUCUUCCAGCUGAAACUCAUGUGACCCUUCUCAGCGAAGUCCAAGAUAUUGGGAAUCUAGAGCAGAAGUAUCUGCAUAUCGCAGCAAAGAUUAGUGAGCAUCAUUCAGAAUGAUAACAAUUAAAGUAAUCAAUGUUGUGACUGUGCCUGGAACAUUUUCAAACUCAUAUCUAUAGCUGUUGUUGCUGAUAUUGGUGUGGCAGCUAGCAGCUGCAGUGUAAUAAAAAUGAUCCCUGAA